Messenger RNA from Cheilinus undulatus (humphead wrasse), 810 nucleotides. RefSeq lists its product as uncharacterized. Lineage: Eukaryota; Metazoa; Chordata; Actinopteri; Labriformes; Labridae. The coding region runs from base 3 to 626 and encodes 207 amino acids. The record is from RefSeq and is a predicted model, not a curated record. The transcript has 5 exons.
UCAUGCAUCGCCAGAAGCAAGCAGCUCUGCUCUCACUGUUGUUUAUGAGUGAAGUCUUUGCAGAGAAUUACACAAAGGUCCAUACAGAUGUGCCUGUGUACAGGGGCGAUUCUAAAACAUUCAUUUGCAACACAUCCAGGACAGAUACAAGCCAAGUCAGGUGGACCAAAGACAAUUUUCUUUUUUCACAUCUUUUCUCAAAGAACCAGACUUUUUCAAACUUUUCAUCUGACAGAGUGAAAAUAGAAAUAGACUCACCUUCAAAGCUGAUUAUUUCUAAUGUUCAGGAUGACGAUAAAGGACUCUAUAUAUGUAAUAUAACUGAAAGGAGGGGGCCUAAGUCUUAUCGAUGGAAUUUAACAGUGUUGCAGAAACCUGAAGGUGGCAGUUUAACACAGUAUUUCUUUCACUACUUUCUCCCAUCUGGGAUGGCAGUGUUCCUGUGUUGCAUCAUUUCAGCCAUCUGCCUCUGCAGAAAACUGAGGGCCAAGACACCAAACCAGAACCAAAUCCAGGACCAGUCCUAUGUGGAGUCAGCAGAAGAGCAGAGAGGCACGGAGAGGAGGACAAAUAAGCGGAGGAGUCAGUACAUGGAGAGGCUCAACUCAAUCUACAAUGCAUACUAAGCUGACACUACACUGUAAUGGGAGACUAACAAGUGGCAUGGACAUGGUUUAUAGUAAAAGUCAAAAUGUGAUUUUCAUUAGCUCACAUUUCAGCUUUCAAACCAGAUGCUCCAUUAACAGAUGAUCAAAGGACACUGGAAACCUUUACUUCUUCUUGAAGCGUUUAAAACCAGCGCAUUAACAG